UAAUUUUCUGUGCUUCUGUGUUUUAGAAUUCUGUGGAUUGAUAAUGGACUAAAGUAAACAGAAACUAUUUCCAAAUGUAAUGGCCGAUGAAGACUUUGACAAGGACCUGUAUAAAAAUUGGGUCCGUGGUGCCAAAGGUUUAGAGUACUUACAAGAAGGACUUCAAAACUUUGUUGGAGAUAAAGUGCAACAGUGUCGUAACCAAUCCUUGCAAAAUAUAACAGAUGUCUUGCCCACAGAAUCUGCACAUCAAUGCAAUGAAUGUACGACUGAAAAUCUUUUGCCUGAACACACGAAAAAGAAGAAAGCCUGUAAUAGAAGCACGUGUCUAGAAAAAUCCCCAAAUAACUGCUUUGGUAGUAAACCAAAUGGUCGUAGAAAAUGCCCGAAUGGAAUAUGCAGUCAAUUAUAUGAUAAAAUUAUACUUGAACAUUCCUCGAGAGAUCCGCUUUGGAAGAAUACAGACCCAAGUACGUGGUGUUCAGAUCCGCUUGGGUGGAGCUAUGGAAAAUGUUUCCAAACAACAUCAGGCCCUGGUAUUUCAGCUAGCACAACUGAUGCUGCCGGACUCCUUAGCAUUCUUAUCAAUAACAUAACGCUACAGAACGACUGGCUUGCGUGCAAUGAUAUGUCAAAAGAAACGUGUCCUUUUAACAGGGCGAGAGACAUCCGUAAUGCAAUUUUACACAGUUCAAAACUCGAACUUGAUGAACCGACGUUAGGUUAUUAUUUAGAUACGUUCAUAACAGUCCUUCAAGAUGCAAAAUGUCUACUCAACUACAAUGGAUCGAAACAAGCUGUUGAUAAACUAUCACAGUUGAAAAAUCAUCAAAUCAAUAUUAGCCAAAAGGAUGAAACAAGACUAAUACAAAGUCGGAAAGAAGCCUUGUCUGAACUAGAGGAGAGGACGGCAGAGGGACUGCGCAAAAUUAAAGAAGCAACUGCAACUGCAAACUCUGAUUUAGAAGAGACAAGGCGAGUAGCAGAACAGAAAAUUGGGGAUAAAACGAAAGCUUCUGUAUCUGAAUUAGAGGGAAGGACAGCAGACAGACUGCACAAAAUUGACGACAAAACUGCAACUGUAAAGUCUGAUUUAGAAGAGACAAGGCGAGUAGCAGAACAAAACAUUACGGAUAAAACGAAAGCUUCUGUAUCUGAAUUAGAGGAAAGGACAGCAGACGGACUGCACAAAAUUGACAACAAAACUGCAACUGUAAGGUCUGAUUUAGAAAAGACAAGGCGAGUAGCAGAACAAAACAUUACGGAUAAAACGAAAGCUUCUGUAUCUGAAUUAGAGGAAAGGACAGCAGACGGACUGCACAAAAUUGACGACAAAACUGCAACUGUAAAGUCUGAUUUAGAAGAGACAAGGCGAGUAGCAGAACAGAACAUUAAGGAUAAAACGAAAGCUUCUGUAUCUGAAUUAGAGGGAAGGACAGCAGAAGGACUGCACAAAAUUGACGACAAAACUGCAACUGUAAAGUCUGAUUUAGAAGAGACAAGGCGAGUAGCAGAACAAAACAUUACGGAUAAAACGAAAGCUUCUGUAUCUGAAUUAGAGGAAAGGACAGCAGACGGACUGCACAAAAUUGACGACAAAACUGCAACUACAAAGUCUGAUUUAGAAGAGACAAGGCGGGUAGCAGAACAGAACAUUAAGGAUAAAACGAAAGCUUCUGUAUCUGAAUUAGAGGAAAGGACAGCAGACGGACUGCACAAAAUUGACGACAAAACUGCAACUGCUCUAUCUAUUUUCAACAGAAGUGUUGAUAACAGAAUUAAAACUGCUGUGUCUGAUAUAGAAAAGACUGAAACUACGGUCAAUGGUGCGGCGACAAGUGCUGGAUUAACUCCACAUCUAUCAGCAGCGGUUCAAGAUGCCUAUCUUAGACGGAAAACAGACCUGAGAGACGAUUUGGUAAUAUUCUACAGAGACACGCACAGUUCUAUACCACUUUCACCGCUGUUUGAGGAGCACGACACUCCAUUGGUAGAUUUUUACGUUUUGCCACAAAUGAAUUCCAUUGAAGUGCAGAGCAUGUUUUCGGUAGUGGGAGAAAUUAAAACUCCAGUCAAGUUGUCGGACAUGUUCAAGUCGGGAAACAAACGGAGUCGUGAAAUAUAUUUAAUUGCUGACGCCGGUUUUGGGAAAACUGCAUUUUCAAAAUACCUUGCUGUAACGUGGUGCCAGGCUCAUCGUCCAGAAAAGAAAUUUGAAAAAUAUUUCUCAGAAGAUGCAAUAGAUGCAAUGCGAGAAUUCGACUUUCUAUUUCUGGUGUUGUUACGGGAUUCUUCUGAGGGUUGCAGUAUUGAUGAUUUGAUAGUAAAUCAAAUUGUGCAAAAUUUAUCACUCUCAUGCACUAUGACAAUAAGUUCCCUACAUGAGAUCCUACAUCGUGAAAGAUGUUUAGUAAUUCUUGACGGACACGAUGAGUGGAUCCAUCCUGGGAAAAAAUGUGUAAAACUACCAAAAACUAUACCUCAUCGUAAUGCACGGGAAAAGUGUACAGUCCUGACAACGACAAGACCUUGGAAAUUAAGUGCCAUUAAUCUUAAGACUAGUCAGAUAGAUAAGAAAGUAGAGUUAGAAAAACUAACCUCACGAACAGCACAAACGUUGAAGGAAAGGGCAAUUUCAAAAAUAAAAAAUCUAAAUGUUGCUGAAGCCAAACGCUUGGCAAAGGCUUUGAGUACAAAAAUCAAGGAGAAGCAACUCGAUAAUCUGGAAUCCGUUCCCCUCCUUUUGAUGUAUCUCAUUUGUUUAUGGUGUGACGAUCUUCCUCUAGGAAAGUCAAAGGGUGAACUAUAUACAAACAUUAUUGAACUCCUGCUGUCAAGAACAGUUAACAAGUACCCGGAACUAGAAAUAACGAGCGAAUCAUCCCAGAGUGAUAUCCUACAAUUCUGGAGUGAACACGUACAUUGUAAGAAAUAUUACGCGCUUCUGAAAGCUUUAGGACAACUGGCAUUUGAAACAUUAUUCAGUAAACAACGUGGAAGCACGCUAGUAUUUAAUCAGUCAGUCACUGUGAAGUAUUUAAACAAAGACGAUUUGAAGUUAUGUCUUCUCUCAGGAAUAUUAACACAAAGUAAGGAAGUAAAAUUAACCAGUGAAAGUUAUAAAGUUUCGUUUUCCCACAAAACAGUACAGGAAUAUUUCUGUGCACAGAACAUUUGCUGCCAAAGUGAAAUUGAUGUCGAAAAAUUUGUGUUACAUAGAUUCAACAGUGUACAAAAUAUUCUUGAUAUGUCGACAGUGUUUAUUUUCAUCAGCGGAAUGGAAGCAAAAAUCAUGUCUUCAAUAUCACGCGAAUUAAUGUCUGUAAUCAGUGAAGAUCAAAUAACGAGAACAUACAGAUCUAUGGCACGUUGCGAUUACAGGUACGCUGAUCCUCUGGAAGACAUACAAAACAUGUACAUUUCUUGUUUGAAAGAAAACACGGACAACACUUCUCUUUGCUUCCAGGAUUUUAUCAUCGAUAAAGAAUGUCAACAACAAAAUCACUUUUUGAAUUUAAAACAGCUGGUGAUACACAAUAAAAGAACUAUUAUAUCAUUAAGGAUAGAAGGCAUUCGUUGUUUACGUGAACUUAUCGAUCAGUGUGAACUUGAUGACCUGCACAGCGUCAAGAAAAUUUACUACGUAGGGGACUGUAAGGAAGCGGAAAUUAUUCGGUUGUUGACAAACAAGUCGUUGGAAUGUGUAACUGUUUACUCAAGUACAUGGCAAGGUAAUAACUUUAUACCCAAACUUAGUUCUUGUUCCAGUGAACUGUCUAAAACAUUACAGAAUAUUUCUCAGUUACGAGCAAUUGAUAUCGAUUGUUUCAAGAUGGAGCACGAUGUGCUGAAGGAGUUUCUGAAUUAUAUUAUAAACAGAAAAUCAAUGGCGGAUAUUAGAUUGCAGAACUUACACUGUGUCACACACGAUAUUUCCUGCGGAGAAAUGAAUUUGGACUUUUCCCAGCAUUCAGAUCUAAGGACGUUAGGAUUGAGCUAUAUACCUGUGUCGCAAUUAAAAGUGAAUGUAUCGUCGUUAGAGGAUUGUAAUGUAGGAUAUUUAUCUAAACCCGGUCUGUCCACGUCAUUCCUGAGAGAGCUGACAGCAGCAAGUAAACUACACAGUUUUAGGUGUGGUGGUCUAAAAUCUUCCGUUGACAUUGAAACAUUGCUGCAGACAUUACCAUUGUUAGUUCCAGUGAAAGAAGUUAAGUUGGGGUUUAUCAACCUAGGUGAAAGGUCACUGUCUCUGUCACCGGAAAUGGUGAAUAUACAAGAUGUUUACUUGUAUAAGGUAACAAUGUCUGGUUCAUCAUUACGUAAUCUAGUUAAGGUAGUAGAGAAACUUCCACACUCAGUGACAGUAAGAAUGCUAGAUUGUAAUAUAACACCGGAAACAGAGUUUGCAGACGUUAAAAAAUAUAUAAAAACAUCGGAGAAUUUCGUGGUCACGUUUGAUGGAAUCGAUCGGUACGACUGGUACGAGUUUGUGUUUCAAACAACUGAAGCUGGAAGUCGAGUACAUUAAGUUAACCAUUGAACUUGGACUGAUAGUGUAAAUAUUUUAUAAACAUUACUCAUUGAAUAUAUGUAACAAAAAACAUAACACAUUGACAUAUGAAUCCAUGACAUGUAUGUACAGAGUUAAAAAUAGCCACGCUCGCGAGUGAAAUAGACACGGAAAUCAAUUCUAAUUUACAGAUGUACUGAAAAGGAGUUAAAGUAGUUAGUGCAUAGAUGGAAAGGAUGGACAUUCUCAUAUCUAAAUGGAUUUAUUACACAAAUAAGUUAUUUUAUUUUUAUUUAUUAUAAUCUACUAAAUAAUAAAUUCACUAUUUUUGAUAAAGUUACAUACAAUUGAAACACGUUAUGUUUAUUAGGAUUCUGGCCGUGAAACAGUUAAACAGUGAAACAGUGAAAGAGGUUUCAUAAUUUGAGAAAAGAAUUUGUUUAAAAUUCUAAUCCAUAAUCCACCACAAGUCUGUAGAGCUAUAUAAUAAAGACCCAACACCUAUUAGUAUAUAAUGAAGACAUCUCUUAAAAAAAAUUGCGCGUGCGUUUUUCCACCUGUCCGUCCGUCCGUCAUGAUUAGUGUCAGAAGCAUAACCCUUUAGUCAUUUGAGGUAUUGACUUCAAACUUAAUACAUAGGUAGAUGGCGAUGUGACGAUGUGCUGAGCGUUUGAAAGGGCUCUGUAGGUCAAAGGUCAAGGUCACAAAAUGUGCUGAAAGAUCACAAUUAGAAUAUUAUGUUCAUUAUAUUUUGUGUCCAGAUGCAUAACUGAAUAACAAUGAAAGAUGUUGACUUCAAAUUGGCAUGUAGGUAGGCAGGUGACGAUAAGAUGUCAUGUGUAUAGCUUAUGAACCGGAUCUGUAGGUCAAAGGUCAAGGUCACAAAUUGAGCUCAGAGGUCAAAUCUGUCCAUCAUAGGCCAAUUUCAUGUCGGGAGCAUAACCCAUUAACCGUUCAAGACGACCUGAAGACAAGUUACAUAACACUAGUUGUUACUAAAAUACUUUGCCAAAAAUAUUUGCCCCUAUCUAUAAGCCCUUUAUGCAUUAUGUGAUGGUGCGUGAACGCGUGCGUCUGUCUGUCUGUCAUUAUUCCUGUCCAGUGCAUUACUUUAAAUCUAUUAAAGUUAUUGACUUUAAACAUGACAUACAGGUAGAUGGCAAUGUGGCAAUGUGCAAAGUUCUUCAACUGGUGUUGUAGGUCAAAGGUCAAGGUCUCAAAUUGUGCUAAAAGGUCAAAAUUGGCCAUCAUAUUUUAUGUUUAGAGCAUAGCUAAAUAACCAUGAAAGGAAUUGACUUCAAACUUGUAGGAAGAUGGUGUAUAGACAAUGUUUAAAGAGAACAUAUCGGGUAUGUAGGUCAAAUGUCAAGGUCACAAUUUUAACUCUAAUAUCAAAUGUGUCUGUUUUAUUUAUGUCUGGAAUAUAGCUUAUUAAUCAUUCAAGGUAUUGACAUCAAACUUGAUAUGUAGGUAGGAUGUGAUGAGAUGAUAUACAGAGAGCAUGAACCAGGGAGGUAGGUCAAAAGUCAAAAGCUCACGCUCAGAGCAAGGUGAAAUUUACACAUCAUAUUAUAUAUUAUAUCUAGAGCAUUUAUUUAUAACUGUUAAAGGCAUUGUCUUGAAACUUGGAAUAAAGGCAGUUGUUGAUGCAGACUGCAAUAAACGACAUUGCAACCCGUCACACCCGGUGUCGCCCCCAUCAUUUAGCUAUUCUACUCACCCUGGCAUCACACCUUGGUUAAAGUUUAUGAUUUGCAUGCAAGUACAUUCAGCUAUCAUUUAAAGGCAUAAAGAUUUAAAACUUAUUUUUAGCUGACCUGAGUAAUGCUCAGGUGAGUUUGUGUAAUCGCUCGAUGUCCGGCGUCCGUCGUUUGUCUGUCUGUCGUCUGUCUGUCAACAUUUAGCUUCUGUAUGCGAUAGAGGCUGUAUUUUUCAACUGAUCUUUAUGAAAUUUGGUCAGAAUGAUUACCUUGAUGAAAUCUAGGCCGAGUUUGAAAACGGGUCAUCUGGGGUCAAACACUAGGUCACUAGGUUAAAUCAAAGAAAAACCUUGUGUAUGUGAUAGAGGCUGUAUUUUUCAAUUAAUCUUCAUGAAUUAUGGUCAGAAUGAUUACUUUGAUAAAAUUUAGGCAGAGUUCGAACAUGGGUCAUCUUGGGUCAAAAACUAGGUCACUAGGUCAAAUCAAAGGAAAACCUUGUGUAUGCCAUAGAGGCUGUAUUUUUCAAUUGAUUUUCCUGAAAUUAAGUCAGAAUGAUAACCUAAAUAAAAUUUAGGCCGAGUUUGAAAAUGGGUCAUCUGGAGUCAAAAACUAGGUCAAAUCAAAGAAAAACCUUGGAAUUAUGAUAGAGGCUGUAUUUUUAGCUCGACUAUUCGAAGAAUAGGGGAGCUAUCCUACUCGCCCCGGCGUCGCCGUGAGCGUUAGCGUUAGCGUGAGCGUCACACAAAUGUUAAAGUUUGUGUACCACCCCAAAUAUUUUCAAAGUCCAUUGAGAUAUUGCUUUCACAUUUGGCAUACUUGUUUACCAUCAUGACCCCAGUCUGUAAAAAGGAGGAGGCAACUCUGUCAAGCAUUUUGACUGAAUUAUGGCCCCUUUUCGACUAAGAAUAAAUGUUAAAGUUUGCGUACCACCCCAAAUAUUUUCAAAGUCCAUUGAGAUAUUGCUUUGAUAUUUUGCAUACUACAUGUUUACCAUCAUGACCCCAGUCUGUAAAAAGGAGGAGGCAACUUUAUCAAGCAUUUUGACUGAAUUAUGGCCCCUUUUCGACUUAGAAUAUGCUUAUUGUAAUGUUAAAGUUUUACUCAUAGCUUAUAUUAUACUAUCAAUCACUGAGAAUAGUCGAGCGCGCUGUCCACUGACAGCUCUUGUUCAGUUUAUCUUCAUGAAAUUUGGUCAGAAUGAUUGCAUUGAUGAAAUCUAGGUAACAUGCAAAUAUAAGUCAUAUGGGAUGAAAAAGUAGGUCACUAGGUCAAAUCGAAGGAAAACCUUUUGUAUGCAAUAAAGGCUGUAUUUUUCAGUUGAUCUUCCUGAAAUUGCCUUGAUAACAUCUAGAUAGAAUUAGAAUAUGGGGCAUCUGGGGUCAAAAAGUAGGUCACCAGCUAAAAUCAAAGAAAAACCUCUGUAUGCGAUAGAGGCUGCAGAAUGAUAGCCUUGAUUAAAUGUAGGUCAAGUUUGAAUAUGGGUCAUCUGGGUUCAAAAACUAGGUCACUAGGUCAAGUCAAGGAAAAUCCUUGUGUAUGCAAUAGGGGCUGCAUUUUACACUGGAUUUUCAUAAAAUUUAAUCAGAAUAAAAUCAAUAAUUGCCUUGAUGAAGUCUAGGUCAGGUGCGAAUAUGGGUAGUCUCGUAGUGAUUUCCUGAUUGUCGCCGACAAUCAAAUAGGCCAAUCGAAUAAUCGUCGUUAAUUUUUCCAGGUCGGUGACAAUCGAUUGUGUGAGAUGCAAUCGAUUGUCGGGUAAUAAUUGAUCUAUUUUCCAUGUAUUAACUUACUAAACUUGCUGAAUAGGGCUACACGCAUUCAGGACCCGAUUCCGACGACGGGAGUUGUUCCGCCAUUUUACCAAAUUUGUUGGUCAAGGAAGAGCACUCGUUUGUAUUUAAAUACCGGGAACUUGGAUAAUUUUCUGUUUCUGUAAGUUCGGAUAGUAUGUGAAGCAAUUGUUUAUUAACAAGAAAGUGAGAAAAAUCGUGGGAAAAUAUAAUUAUAUUCUUGUUCAAAUGGAUUUGACACACGUCACAAAAGGUAGUUUGACUGAUCGUAAUAUGCUAUCAUUCUGUCAAUUGCGUAUAUGUAACAAUCGUGAAUUUAUUACAAUCAUAAUUUCUCAAAUAAUUAUACAAACAAAUAUUAAUUUCAGUUUCAAUCUUUUUUCACUGCAUAAUCUUUUCAAUCUGCCACGAGGAUAAAACUACACUGAUAUUUCACAAGUCAAAUAAACGUGUCAAACUAUUACACAAACAAAAUUUUCUUACCCUAAAAAUUUAUGAAAGUUAAAACAUCCUAUUAAUCCAAUAACCCUAACUGGCGAAAGAAAGUCAAGAAAUUCAUAAGAUUCUAAUAUUUGCAAUACACAGUGUUACAUCACACCCAGUUGUAACCACUUCUACCUGUCAAUCAAAAUUCUUAAACUUCAAACAGAAUACAGCUUUGAUCUUUGACAUGAAUGAACUGCUGAUGUGAUGCACUAUUCUUUCGAUAUCUCUGUAGGUCACUCGUGGUGUGAUUUAAAAAAGAUAUAGUGGUCUCGUUGGUUUUUACAAGCAGAAAUAUAAUUCCUGGAGAUAAUAUGUGCCAACAGCUAGUGUGUUUUUCUUUUUUUUUUCUCUCUCUCUUUGUUUGUUUGUUUAUAUUACUGUAAAUAUUUUUUGUUUUGUAUGUGUGUACAAACACUUAAUAGAAAUAGGAAAUAAAAGUAUGAAAUAAAGAUCACAAAAUCACUAUUUUUGUUUUGGAAAAAUCUCCUCUUAAAGAUGUUUUUUUUUUAGAUAUUUUGUUGAUUUUGGCUAUUUUCAAGAAUUGUGACCAAUGUAUUUUAUUUUAUAUUUCCAUUUUAAUUAUUAUCCUGAGGAAAUAACAUCAAUACACCAAGGUUGGAGAAAAUUGUUAGUUUGAAACGUGUGACAAUACAAUUUUACAGACAAAUAUUGAUUCUUGUUGUUUUGAAUGUUAUUAUUGUCAUUACAUGUACAUUUUGUAUACAUUUCAACUGAAAUA
Molecule: messenger RNA, 9222 nt
Organism: Mercenaria mercenaria
Lineage: Eukaryota; Metazoa; Mollusca; Bivalvia; Venerida; Veneridae
Exons: 5
Coding region: 80-4528 (1482 amino acids)
Source: RefSeq, a predicted model, not a curated record